AUGUGUCCCAACCUCUAUCUAUACACAGUAUCCUUCAAUGUAAAGACAACGUGUCCCGGCCUCUAUCUAUACACAGUAUCCUUCAAUGUAAAGACAACGUGUCCCGGCCUCUAUCUAUACACAGUAUCCUUCAAUGUAAAGACAACGUGUCCUGAUCUCUAUCUAUACACAGUAUCCUUCAAUGUAAAGACAACGUGUCCUGAUCUCUAUCUAUACACAGUAUCCUUCAAUGUACAGACAACGUGUCCCGGUCUCUAUGUAUACACAGUAUCCUUCAAUGUAAAAAAACAUGUCCAACCUCUAUCUAUACACAGUAUCCUUAAAUGUACAGAUAACAUGUCCCGGCCUCUAUCUAUACACAGUGUCCUUCAAUGUAAAGACAACUUGUUCCGACCUCUAUCUCUACACAGUAUCCUUCAAUGUAAAGACAACGUGUCACAGCCUCUAUCUCUACACAGUGUCCUUCAAUGUAAAAACAAUGUGUCCCGGCCUCUAUCUAUACACAGUAUCCUUCAAUGUACAGACAACGUGUCCCGGUCUCUAUCUCUACACAGUAUCCUUCAAUGUAAAGACAACGUGUCCCGACCUCUAUCUAUACACAGUAUCCUUCAAUGUAAAGACAACGUGUCCCGACCUCUAUCUAUACACAGUAUCCUUCAAUGUACAGACAACGUGUCCCGACCUCUAUCUCUACACAGUAUCCUUCAAUGUAAAGACAACGUGUCCCGGCCUCUAUCUAUACACAGUAUCCUUCAAUGUAAAGACAACGUGUCCCGGUCUCUAUCUCUACACAGUAUCCUUCAAUGUACAGACAACGUGUCCCGACCUCUAUCUAUACACAGUAUCCUUCAAUGUAAAGACAACGUGUCCCGACCUCUAUCUAUACACAGUAUCCUUCAAUGUAAAGACAACGUGUCACGGCCUCUAUCUAUACACAGUAUCCUUCAAUGUACAGACAACGUGUCCCGACCUCUAUCUCCUCAGCAUCUACCUAUACACUGUAUUCUUCUUAUUUACCUCCUUCAUUUUGAUCUUGGUUACAAGAGACACAAUAAGUUGA
This is a messenger RNA of Pelobates cultripes (western spadefoot toad), 1060 nucleotides long. NCBI's taxonomy places the organism in Eukaryota, Metazoa, Chordata, Amphibia, Anura, Pelobatidae. The record is from the annotation of a GenBank genome assembly.